Molecule: messenger RNA, 453 nt
Organism: Nilaparvata lugens (brown planthopper)
Lineage: Eukaryota; Metazoa; Arthropoda; Insecta; Hemiptera; Delphacidae
Product: cathepsin B-like cysteine proteinase 3
Exons: 1
Coding region: 52-279 (75 amino acids)
Cellular component (GO): lysosome
Molecular function (GO): cysteine-type endopeptidase activity
Source: RefSeq, a predicted model, not a curated record
AAAAACUGAAUAUAUUAUUUUACAGGAAUCUACCAGCACGUAAGUGGAGAGAUGCACGGAGGACAUGCGGUGAAAAUAAUCGGAUGGGGCUCUGAGAACGGCGUUCCCUAUUGGCUGAUCGCCAACUCCUGGAACGAUGAUUGGGGUGAAAAUGGCUACUUCAGGAUGCUGCGCGGCUCAAACGAAUGUGAGAUUGAGUCCGGAGUGAUGGCUGGUAUACCCAAAGUUGAGAAAAACUAUGUUCGACCUCAAAAAUCACACAGGAAGGAUUAUCAUUGAUUUAGCAAAGAAUCUUUUUUAUUAGCAAAUAUAGAGAAUACAAAAAACACUUUUCAAUAAAGUAAAACAAUAUUAUUUCACACUUCUUGUUACAAGAAAAAUGUACAACGGAGCAGUCACCCCUCCAUUUCAUCAACAAGAUUAUUUCAUGACAUAUAAAAACAAUAACAUUUA